Emys orbicularis (European pond turtle) is the source of this 1032-nucleotide messenger RNA. RefSeq names its product follistatin (gene FST). Gene Ontology annotation, molecular function: protein binding. Gene Ontology annotation, biological process: cell differentiation; multicellular organism development. The record is from RefSeq and is a predicted model, not a curated record. NCBI's taxonomy places the organism in Eukaryota, Metazoa, Chordata, Testudines, Emydidae. Bases 1 to 1032 code for a protein of 343 amino acids. The transcript is spliced from 6 exons.
AUGUUAAAUCAGAGAAUCCACCCGGGCAUGCUUUUAUUCCUGAUGCUUCUGUGCCACUUCAUGGAAGAUCACACAGGACAGGCUGGGAAUUGUUGGCUCCGGCAGGCAAAGAACGGCCGCUGCCAGGUCCUGUAUAAGACUGAUCUGAGCAAGGAGGAGUGCUGCAAAACGGGCCGGCUAACCACUUCAUGGACUGAAGAAGACGUCAACGACAACACGCUUUUUAAGUGGAUGAUUUUUAACGGUGGGGCCCCAAACUGUAUCCCAUGCAAAGAAACGUGUGAGAACGUGGACUGUGGACCUGGGAAGAAAUGUAAAAUGAACAAGAAGAACAAACCUCGGUGUGUUUGUGCUCCGGAUUGCUCUAAUGUCACUUGGAAGGGUCCUGUGUGUGGCUUAGAUGGGAAAACCUACAGGAACGAGUGUGCUCUCCUCAAAGCCAGAUGUAAAGAGCAACCCGAACUUGAAGUCCAAUAUCAGGGCAAAUGCAAAAAGACCUGCAGGGAUGUUUUAUGUCCAGGCAGUUCCACGUGUGUGGUUGAUCAAACUAAUAAUGCCUACUGUGUGACAUGUAAUCGGAUUUGCCCGGAGCCUACUUCCCCUGAACAGUAUCUCUGUGGGAAUGAUGGAAUAACGUAUGCUAGUGCUUGCCACCUGAGAAAGGCUACCUGCCUACUAGGCAGAUCCAUUGGAUUAGCCUACGAGGGAAAAUGUAUCAAAGCCAAAUCCUGUGAAGAUAUCCAGUGCAGUGCUGGGAAGAAAUGUUUGUGGGAUUUCAAGGUUGGCAGAGGUCGGUGUGCCCUCUGUGAUGAGCUGUGCCCUGAAAGCAAGUCAGAUGAAGCAGUCUGUGCCAGCGAUAACACUACUUACCCAAGCGAGUGUGCCAUGAAAGAAGCAGCCUGCUCCAUGGGUGUGCUUUUAGAAGUAAAGCAUGCUGGAUCUUGCAACUCCAUUAAUGAAGACCCCGAGGAAGAAGAGGAAGAUGAAGACCCGGACUACAACUUUCCUAUAUCUUCCAUUCUAGAGUGGUAA